AUUAAGGAAUUUGUGACUUCGUGUGUAUUGGUGUGUAUAUACGUACAUUCAGCAAAACAAUUAAGGCAAUUAUUGUUUUGCAGUAUUUGACACAUGAAGCAAAUUCGUCGAAACACAAGCUAAUAACCAAACACAUUAGACUGCUGCUUGCAUCAGCAAUUGCAAAAAUAAUUGCUCGAAUUCACGUAAUGGAAAUUGAAGAUAUUGAUGACUUACGAGAUUUUGUGACGAUUUACAAGAAAGAUUAUCUUGGAAAGACAAGUAAAAGAACGACAAAGCGCAAAUUAUUAGCAAAAUAUUUGCCAUCCUUGAACAUCUUGAAUAGACCGUACAAACAAUAUUUGCACACACGACUGGAAAAUCGGUUACUAUCUGAGAACGAACGAAGCGAAGAUCCAGUCGACAAUUUAAACAGAAUACGAGACAAAUUUCCCCACUUAAGAAAUGCUUUACCGGAAAUCGUGCCAAAUGAGAUCGUGAUAAAAAACAACAAGGAGAAAUCAAUGAAGACUAUAUAUCAACAGGAUUAUUCAAAGGAAUUUCGUAAAGAUCAUCGUCGCAGGGAAAUAACAUUGCCGCAAAACUGGAUUAUACCCGAAACAAUUCAAAAACGUGCAUAUCGAAAUCCAUGGAUAAUCGCAACGAAAGAAUUAAUAAAACCAUCAAAAAUUUUUAAAUCCCGAAAUAAUUUGGAUCCUAAUCCGAAAGAAAGAGAAAUUCUUCGAGUGACAACCGGAAAUUCCGAAUAUACGGGCACAAUCGGGAUUGCAGGAGAAAACAUCAUGUUACGAAGCCGGCCAUCAAAUACGAGAAAUCACGCAUCUGGGUUGUAAAAUUCAAACAUGAAAU
Messenger RNA from Trachymyrmex cornetzi, 849 nucleotides. RefSeq lists its product as uncharacterized. The transcript is spliced from 5 exons. Bases 189 to 833 code for a protein of 214 amino acids. Lineage: Eukaryota; Metazoa; Arthropoda; Insecta; Hymenoptera; Formicidae. The record is from RefSeq and is a predicted model, not a curated record.